Molecule: messenger RNA, 893 nt
Organism: Jatropha curcas
Lineage: Eukaryota; Viridiplantae; Streptophyta; Magnoliopsida; Malpighiales; Euphorbiaceae
Product: 17.4 kDa class I heat shock protein
Source: RefSeq, a predicted model, not a curated record
GACUCUUCCUUUCCAUUUCUAUAUAUCUGAGCCAUCUUCGUCUUUCUCAUCAACAAAUCAAGAAUCAAGAAAAUACUCUUUCCAACCCUUCAACUUCAAAUCAAGUAUCCAGCUAGAAUGGCUUUAAGCUUAGGAAGGAGGAGCAACAUCUUUGAUCCGUUCUCACUAGAUAUUUGGGACCCAUUUGAGGGCUUACCUUUCUAUAGCGGAACAGUGGCCAAUGUUCCGUCCACUCAACACGAAACAGCCGCCAUUGCCAACGCACGAGUGGACUGGAGGGAGACUCCGGAGGCUCACAUAUUUGCUGUUGAUCUUCCUGGGUUGAAAAAAGAAGAGGUAAAAGUGGAGGUAGAAGAUGGCAGAGUUUUGCAGAUAAGUGGGGAGAGAAGCAAAGAACAAGAAGAGAAGAACGAUAAGUGGCAUCGCGUAGAAAGAAGCACUGGUAAGUUCUUGAGGAGGUUUAGGUUGCCGGAGAACACAAUGAUGGAUCAAGUCAAGGCCACUAUGGAGAACGGUGUGCUUAAAGUGGUUGUGCCUAAAGAACAAGAGAAGCAGCCUCAGAUUAAGCCUAUUGAGAUCACUGGCUAGAAGUGCAAAUAUGGUCUUUUACUACUAAUAGAUAAAGCUUUUAACGCUGCAGCUUCUGGAGUUAUGGGUAUGACUAAAAUACAGUACUAGGGGUGAGCGUUUUGCGAAAUUUGGAUGUAUGUUGCGUUUUGGUGCUUUUUGUUUGUAUUUUUUUGUUGGUUGCGUGCAAAGUCUAAGCUAUCGAUCGAAAGCCUAUGUAAAGGUAACAAGUACAUGUAAAUGAGUAACUAGUAGUAGUUUUCUGUGUUUGCAUCACUAUGAUGAAAAUUGGAAUGCUUAUUUGAUGUUUGAAUAGUUUUCAUAUA